UCUCGACCAUUGUAUCAAAUCAUAUCAAUCCCUUUCUCUCUCCGCCCUCCCAUUUCCCUUGGUCAUGGCUCUACCUAUAAAGCUUGGACAGAUCUUCUCACUUCUUUCCACCUUUGACCUAAUUUUCUACGUUGGCUUUUGGCACUCAUAGAGACAGACAGAGAGACAGAGAGAUGGGUAGGGCUCCCUGCUGUGACAAGGCUAAUGUGAAGAAGGGUCCAUGGUCUCCUGAUGAAGAUGCAACGCUCAAGGCUUACAUUGAGGAGCAUGGAACUGGUGGCAAUUGGAUUGCUCUUCCUCAUAAGAUUGGUCUAAACAGGUGCGGGAAAAGCUGCAGACUGAGAUGGCUCAACUAUCUAAGGCCUGACAUCAAACAUGGUGGUUUCUCAGAAGAAGAAGACCACAUCAUCUGCAGCCUCUACAUAAGCAUUGGGAGCAGGUGGUCUAUAAUAGCAGCCCAAUUGCCAGGGAGAACAGAUAAUGACAUCAAGAACUACUGGCAUACCAAACUGAAGAAGAAGCUGCUCGGAAGGCGGAGAGAUCGACCUCACUCCUGCCACCUCUCCUCCACCGAUUCAAAAGAACCGCCCAAUGACAUGGAUCACAACAAGGAUUUGCAGUCCCUCAGCACGUCGGCCCUCGAAAGGUUGCAGCUCCACCUGCAACUCCAAGGCCUCCACCACCCGUUUGCCUUCUACAAUAACCCUUUGCUAUGGCCUAAUCUCCUUCCUCCGGGGGAGAGGACCUUACAAAGCCAAUACAGCGUUGUCUCCAAUGAAACCGUGGUCAAGCCACCCUGUUCGACUAUGUCUCCAAUGGAACCCGUUCUGCUCGAUUCCAUGAAUGGAGACAUUAUCGAAAAUUUUGAUGGUGCUACAUUAAAUGGUCAUUCUUCGAUUAUGAGCACCACAGUUUUCAACAGUGAGCAGUCCAAUUCAAAACUCAACGCGGUGGAGGCCGAGCUCCAUGAGUUGCUUUAUGGUGGGAAGGAGGACCGCCGGGCCAAUGAGUUAGACUGUCUCAAGGAAACGGAUAGUGAAGCAGAGAGUAUGAAUUGGUGGUCUAAUGAUCUUGAUGAUGGGAAAUCACAAAUGAGCUCUUUGGGCUCUUCUUACAAUCUCCAUGAUGACUUGAUGGUUCAACAACAUGUAUUGCCUUAUGAGCUAUAGGUACUAUUGAGGUCCAGAUUUCUGACUCGGUAAUCAGUACUAAUUAUCUCUAAAUAGAUGGAGGUAAUGAUGUAAAUGGGUGAAUAAUACUGUAUUAUUUUUCUCACUGUGUACUUCAUCACCCUUCUUUUAUGGGCAUUUCUUAAUCUAUGUUUUUCUGGAAGAAUGUUUUUUCUAUGUUGA
Elaeis guineensis (African oil palm) is the source of this 1352-nucleotide messenger RNA. RefSeq names its product transcription factor MYB36. The record is from RefSeq and is a predicted model, not a curated record. NCBI's taxonomy places the organism in Eukaryota, Viridiplantae, Streptophyta, Magnoliopsida, Arecales, Arecaceae.